Globicephala melas (long-finned pilot whale) is the source of this 2791-nucleotide messenger RNA. It is a transcript of the gene MORC4, whose product is annotated as MORC family CW-type zinc finger 4. Gene Ontology annotation, molecular function: zinc ion binding; ATP hydrolysis activity. The record is from RefSeq and is a predicted model, not a curated record. Gene Ontology annotation, cellular component: nucleus; nucleoplasm. Lineage: Eukaryota; Metazoa; Chordata; Mammalia; Artiodactyla; Delphinidae.
CCCCCGCUACCUACAGAGCAACUCCAGCAGCCACACGCGACCCUUCAGUGCCAUCGCGGAGCUGCUAGAUAAUGCUGUAGAUCCAGAUGUAUCCGCCAGGACGGUCUUCAUAGAUGUUGAGGAGGUCAAGAAUAAAUCUUGUUUGACCUUUACUGAUGAUGGAUGUGGGAUGACACCUCAUAAACUACACCGAAUGCUCAGCUUUGGCUUUACAGACAAAGUAAUAAAGAAGAGCCAGUGUCCCAUCGGGGUCUUUGGUAAUGGUUUCAAGUCAGGCUCCAUGCGACUAGGAAAGGACGCUCUCGUCUUCACCAAGAAUGGGGGUACUCUCACUGUUGGACUCCUAUCACAGACCUAUCUGGAAUGUGUCCAGGCCCAAGCGGUUAUUGUACCAAUUGUUCCAUUCAACCAGCAAAACAAAAAAAUGAUUAUUACUGAGGAUUCCUUGCCCAGCCUAGAAGCCAUCUUGAACUAUUCAAUUUUCAACAGUGAAAAUGACCUGCUGUCCCAGUUUGAUGCCAUCCCAGGCAAAAAAGGCACUCGUGUUCUCAUUUGGAACAUCCGCAGAAAUAAAGAUGGAAAGUCUGAGUUGGACUUUGAUACAGAUCAGUAUGAUAUCCUGGUAUCAGACUUUGGCACAGAAGAAAAAGAGACUGGUGGCAUUACCUCUGAGCUGCCAGAAACAGAGUAUUCUUUACGGGCAUUUUGUGGCAUUCUAUAUAUGAAGCCACGAAUGAAAAUUUUUCUGCGUCAAAAGAAGGUGACUACCCAGAUGAUUGCCAAGAGCCUGGCCAAUGUAGGAUAUGAUAUAUAUAAACCUACCUUCACAAAUAAGCAGGUGAAAAUAACUUUUGGGUUCUCUUGCAAGAAUAAUAACCAGUUUGGAGUAAUGAUGUAUCAUAACAACCGCCUCAUAAAGUCUUUUGAGAAGGUGGGAUGCCAGGUGAAGCCAACUCAUGGAGAAGGUGUGGGAGUAAUUGGAGUCAUUGAGUGCAAUUUCUUAAAACCUGCCUACAACAAACAAGACUUUGAGUACACCAAGGAGUACCGGUUGACAAUAAAUGCCCUUGCCCAGAAGCUCAAUGCUUAUUGGAAGGAAAAGACCUCCCAAGAGAAUUUUGAGACCUCAGCCAUAGUCAGGCCAAUACCGAAGAUUCCUGACCAGACAUGGGUACAGUGUGAUGAGUGUCUUAAAUGGAGGAAGCUUCCUGGCAAGGUUGAUCCAUCUACAUUACCUGCAAGAUGGUUUUGUUACUAUAAUUCCCAUCCAAAGUACAGGAGGUGCUCUGUUCCAGAGGAACAAGAACUCAUUGAUGAAGACCUGUACUUGAGCAAAGCUAAGAAACAAGAUCAAACUGUUGAGAAGAAGAAGGUACCAGUGGAAAGUGAGAGCCACCAGGUAUUCACUAAUCCACUCAAGAUCCCUUCUAUUCAAGAUAUGGACGACUUGAAUAAUAAGACGAUUGAAUAUGAGGGAAUUGAUAGCCCUAGCCGGCUUUCAUCUGUUGGAGAAGAAAGCAGAACACCUUCUCUUCAACUUAAGCCUCUGGAUUCCAGUGUUUUUCAGUUUUCCAGUAAGUACAAAUGGAUCCUAGGUGAGGAACCUGUGGAGAAACGAAGAAGGCUCCAGAAUGAGAUGACAACACCUCCUCUAGAUUAUUCCAUGCCUGGCCCUUACAGGAGGGUAGAGGCAGCAGUUGCCUGCCCAGAAGGGGAGAACAGCCAUGAUAAAUCGAGUUCUGAGAGAAGCACACCACCAUACCUUUCCCCAGAAUACCCCGAAGCAAUGAAGAAUACCAGUCAGAGUAGGGAGGUCUCAGUUCUGUAUGCAGGGGCCCAAGACCAGCACCAGGGCUCCCUGCUCCCUGAAGAAUUAGAAGAUCAGAUGCCAAGAUUGGUGGCAGAAGAAUCUAACAGAGGCAGCACACACCUAAACAAGGAGGAAGUAAGCAAGGGACCUUUUGUAGCUGUUGUCGGUGUUGCAAAAGGUGUUAGAGAUUCAGGAGCUCCCAUUCAGCUGAUCCCUUUUAACAGAGAGGAGCUUGCUGAGAGGAGGAAAGCAGUUGAAUCCUGGAACCCGGUGCCUUACUCUUCUGUGGCCUCUGCUGCAACUCCUGCUGCAGCUGUUGUGGAGAAAGGAAGAGGCUCUGAGGAGAGCGGAGGUCGUCAUACACCAAAGAUGAAGAACCAAAGAGAGCUAGAGGAACUGAAGAGAACCACAGAAAAGUUGGAACGUGUUUUGGCAGAAAGGAAUAUGUUCCAGCAAAAGGUGGAGGAGCUGGAACAGGAGAGGAAUCACUGGCAUUCUGAAUUCAAGAAAGUCCAACAUGAAUUGGUGACCUAUAGUACCCAGGAGACAGAAGGCUUGUACUGGAGCAAGAAACACAUGGGCUAUCGCCAAGCUGAGUUCCAGAUUCUGAAAGCUGAGCUGGAAAGAACCAAAGAGGAAAAGCAGGAACUAAAAGAGAAACUGAAGGAGACAGAGACACACCUGGAAGUUCUGCAGAAGGCUCAGGUCUCCUACCGGACCCCAGAGGGAGAUGACCUAGAAAGGGCUUUGGCAAAGCUUACGCGGCUGCGUAUCCACGUCAGCUAUCUCCUUACCUCUGUCCUCCCUCACUUGGAGCUUCGUGAGAUCGGGUUUGACUCAGAACAAGUGGAUGGGAUCCUGUAUACGGUGCUGGAGGCAAAUCACAUACUGGAUUGAGCACCAGAUACUCUAUAUCCCCUUUUCUACCCUAUUCUUUCCUCCCUCCCUCUCAACACCUCUCUCUCUCUCUCUCUCUCUCUC